AAUUGUUAUCGCCAAAAAUGCGCAUCUCGCCUACCUCGUCGAACACCUGGGUCGCCCUGACCAUAGCACCAAGCACUUGGGCCGCCUUGGCCUCGACGCCCAAUGCCUGGGACUCCUGGGCAGUGGCGUCCAGGUCCUCCCCCUCCUCGCCUGCACGAGCAGCCAGUGCAGCAGCGAGCACAAUAGGCUUGCCUAGCUAUGCCCGCCUCCCUGAUUUCCUCCCUCGGCUCACCAAAGGCACUUCAACAGCCUAG
Ilex paraguariensis (yerba mate) is the source of this 254-nucleotide messenger RNA. Lineage: Eukaryota; Viridiplantae; Streptophyta; Magnoliopsida; Aquifoliales; Aquifoliaceae. The record is from the annotation of a GenBank genome assembly.